This is a messenger RNA of Cuscuta epithymum, 10869 nucleotides long. NCBI's taxonomy places the organism in Eukaryota, Viridiplantae, Streptophyta, Magnoliopsida, Solanales, Convolvulaceae. The record is from the annotation of a GenBank genome assembly.
UUGUCCUUUUUUAAAAGAUCUGUUAAAGGUUUUGCAACCUGACCAUAUCCUUUAAUAAACCUCCUGUAAUAGCCAGAAAGACCUAGAAAACCUCUCAGUUGCUUUAGGUUUUUAGGAAUAGGCCAAUUCUUCACAGCUUCAACUUUAUGUGGAUCUGUACUUACCCCUUCAGCAGAUAUAAAAUGACCUAGGUAUUCAACCCUAGUCAUUGCCAGAGCACAUUUACUUUUCUUAAGGAAUAGCUUAUUCUCCUUGAGAAUCUGAAAAACCUGUUCCAGAUGCACAAUAUGAUCCUUCAUGAUCGGUGUAUUUUUUAGUGAGUAAAACGUAGUUGGCUAAUCCGAAGAAUAACCAGACCACGAGUAUCGUCUCUCAAGGAGUGGCAAAAAGGAAGUUUUAAAUACAGUCCGUGAUCAUAGGUUAGCACAAGUCAUGGUAAUCUUUCCGAAUAAAUAUUUUUUGAGUGGUUUAAAAAUAAAACUAACUAAUAGUGAGUGCAAAAUUAAAUAGAGAAAAAAAAUUAAAUUAAAUUGAUUCAGGAUAUUAAAAACAGGGUUCAAAUUGGAUGGUUCGGGUUCUGGGUGUUCUUUCGGGAUUAGAAUCAAGUAAAUUAAUAUUCAAUUAUUCCUGGACAGAAAAUGAAAUCACUUCUCAUAGACAAGAGCAAAAUCAUAUUAUCACAAUCCUAACUUAUUUCUAAGAUCAGAUUGCUUGUAUAAGAUCCGACCUAAUUUAACUCAAUUUCUCAUAGACAAGAACUGAAUUAAAUCCAGACAUUCAUAUAUGAGGUGAUCAAAUUCAUAUAGACAAUUAUGAUUAAUCUUAUACAAAUUUUCCAGAAGAUUAAUUGAAUUUUAAAGAACUAAAUUCACACCCUCAAGAACCCAUGAACCCUAGUCCCAAUUCAAACCCUAUAUGAAAUUAGCUACUCAUAACUAAAAUUAACAUCACAAAAAUAUUAAUGAGCAUAAUAAACAUGAUAAGAAGCUAGAAAUAGAGAGUGAAUUAUGAGUAUUUGAUGGGAAAAUCUGAGAUUGCUAAUUGGAAACAAAGAAAUUCGAAAUUCAGUCAAAAUUGAAGAACUAAUGCCGUAAAUAACUAAACUUACAAUACUUGAAAUGAAAGCAAAGCGAAGUUCCUUGGUUAUGGAUUACUGCUGCGGCUAAUUGCUACUAAAUGAAUCAGAAAAUAAAAAGUGCGGCUACUUGGUCUUCUGGUUACUACUGCCGGCUGCGGCUAAUUGACGGAUAUCAGGACUUGUCUACGAACAGAAAGAACGAUGAAAAAAACUGCUGGUGCGGCUACGUAAUUUCAGAAGUGGGAGGAAUGAAUGGAGUCCAGGCUGGGCUGCUUACUCCAGGAAAAACCCCAGCUCCUUCUUACUCUCUUUUUGGGCUGCUAUCAAUUAAACAAACUGCUGCUGUCCUUUUUUUUUCAUUUUGGAUUGCACUUAACUUCAAAAACAGUCCUUAAAUGAUCUGGUCCAAACAUAUUUACCGCAAACUCGGCCUGUACAAUAACAACUCACCACACCCGCUAAUAAUAUGUAACUUUACAAUCAAAUUACUCCAAGAAUGUCAAAUUGUGUACAAAAAUACUACACUGAAUAUGAAUGCCACCGGAACCGAAAAAUAACAAAUUUUCACUCAAAACCCCCAAUAGUCACCCGAUUAAUUGUAAAAAUUAGACAAUUAACACCCAAAGCAUAGGUGAAAAGAUAGGAACGGAACGAGCCUAUCAAAUCUCCCCACACUUGAGCGUUGCUUGCCCCCAAGCAACAGUGCAUUAAUCCACGGAAAACAAAAUAAUCACCUAUAACACCUGGUUCAAAAAUCAUUCACACCCAAAACAAAUGAUUGCACAAGGUCUUUUCUUUCUUAACAACGAAACCAAGAUUCACAUGCUAAACAAUAUUUUCAAAAGUAAAGUCCCUCUCCAACCAACUAAAAUGUAAAGAAAAACAUGAUGGUCCCAACGGUGUAGGUGUGUGAAAUUCAAACCACCAAUCAUUCCAAAAACCCAAGAAUUGUGUGAUAAAACUGGUAUACUCGUGAUUCUUUUUUUUUUUUUUUGAAUAUGUAAAGUUGACAAGGUUCUGGAUUACAGGACUGAUUCAAGUUUUAGGGCCUGGGAGUUUAUCUCAUUACUGUGUACUCAACUCUCACACGAGGUGAUUCGCGAGAUGAGCAGAGCCCCAUUUCGGGGAUGAAAUUCUCGACACACGAAGUGUAACCCCAUUACAAGAAUCAGUUACCUGCUUAGCAUGAAGUUAUCCCGAUAUGCUUAGAAAGCAGAGCUCCUUAUGGAGUAAGGAUUUUCAACACCUGGCCAGUUAAGGAAUUUUUGAUGCGAACUAGUCAAUCACGAGUAAAACCGAAUUCAAUCAACACAAAUCAAACCAUCCAACAUGCCAACAUUUCCCAAGAAUAUACACACCACCCCGAUGAUUACACCAUUACUAAUUCUUUCCAAGAAAGAUGGAGGAGAUGGGAGAUUACAAAAGAAAGUAAAGAUUAACAAGUUACCUCUGUUGCGUUGCUAAACUAGAAAAAAAAACCGUGCACCUCAAAAUGUUGUUGGACAGAAUAACCUCAUCACCAAAUGCCAUGUACAAGCAACAACCAAACCUCCCCACACUUAGGGGUGACAUCGCCCUCGAGGUCAAAGAAAAGAUUUAAGACAAAAAAAUAGCAGGGGCAAGUUAAAAAAUAAAAAGAUUUCCAGCCCGGCAACACUAUCAUAAUCAGAAUAAUAAUCAACACAAAUCAACAAAGGAGUAAUAUGAGAGUAAACACACAUUAUUAGCAGCGUAGUAAGAGCUGGCAGAAUACCGUACAAGCCAAACGGCGGUGAAUAACCUCCCUAAUAAGGCUGAAUUCAGUCUCCUCGAUGCAUACAUGCCGCUGAAUCCUGCACACAGUCUGCCUCGUACGCUACUUGAAGUCCUUCAACUCUUGAGAAAGCGUGGCAAGUGUGCCAUAACUGUGAAUUUCCCAUUUAUGCUGCCAAAGCUUGCUGGUAAACCAAAAGUGAGCUGCUGGAGCUACUCUGCCUGCACCUAUGCCGGUUACCGAACUAAAUAAGUGUAUUGAAAUUGCUUCCCUUCAAUCUGAACCGGAUAAGAGAGUGUGGCAUCCAACUGGUUCCUCCCUCAUGUACUGUGAUGCUUAUGCUGACAGAAAACGGCCAAGGACCAGCUGUUCUGGCCUCAAAAGUCGACAUCUCACACCGUCCAAAAUCUCCCAGAAUCUGCCAGAAAUGUUCCUCUGCUGCUGCCAAGUUUCUGUCCAGCGAAACCCCAACUCCUUGAACAUGUGUAGGCCUCUAACCAUUGCCCUGCAAGUGUUUGAAGUUGCGUCCAGCUCUCAUACCGCUUUCGGGCUUGCUGCAAAGUAAUCUGCAGCUGACAGCCUUGAGGAGCUCCAUCCUCACCUGUCUAUGAUAACCAGGUUGCAUAUGCAAUUCAAAGCAACAAAGAAAUCCAACUGCAACACCACAAGACGAAAUCACAAAAACAAAGGGGGGAAAUGCAAAAACAAGAAAUACUGAACUCCUAAUUCUAUUUUUUUUAUGAUGGGUUGCCUCCCAUAAGCGCUUCUUUAACGUCACUAGCUUGACGAUAAUAUCUCAUUCCUAGUCUGGCUCAAAUGGGCGAGUAGAAGUGGUCUUUACAUGGUCAACGGGAUCAACGUGUAUUUGAAAGUGCCCGCUCAUCCCGUCAAUGAAACAAUAAUAAGCAUGCCCCGCCAAACUCUCAAUCAACUGGUCAAUAAAAGGUAAGGGAAAGUGAUCCUUCCGGGUGGCCUCAUUCAGUUUACGAUAAUCAAUGACCUUCCGCCACCCAGUCACAGUCCUACUAGGUAGGAGUUCCCCCUUCUCGUUCUUAACAACUAUCAUACCCCCUUUCUUGGGGACCACAUGAGUAGGGCUAACCCAUUGGCUAUCUGAAAUCGGGUAAAUUAUACCCACAUCCAGAAGCCUCAGGACUUCAGCCUUUACAACAUCCAUCAUCUUGGGGUUUAAGCGUCGUUGCGGUUGCACGACUGGUUUAUACCCCUCCUCACACUUAAUUUUGUGGGUACAGAAGAUUGGGCUAAUCCCACGAAGAUCCUCAAGCUUACGAGCAAUGACCUGCUCGUGGCACCUAAGGACAUCCAAAAAAAAUUCCUUCUGUCCCGACUCUAACUGAGCUGAAAUUAUGACAGGCCGUUGGCCCUCUGUGUCCAAAAAUGCAUACUCCAGGUGACUAGGGAGUGGUUUGAGUUCAGGAGUAACCUUAUCAGUGGGCUGCUCCUCAAACUCAGUAAGCAACUUAGGGAAAACAUCAUCCCUAAUCACCUGCUCACAAUCAACAGUCAUUUCUUCUUCAUUUUCAGCCACUAUAUCCCCCGCAUAAUGAAUGUCACUAUCCGGUGGGGUAAUAUCACUAUCGCCUCCAAACAAAUAACCCUCCACUGACUCAAACAUAUCAAGAUAAUUGCAUGAUUCAGUGGGGUCUGAGGCCUUACUCAUCACAUCUGAGAGUUUAAAAGUGCACACAUCGUCCCCAACUCUCAGAGAAAGUGAACCAUCAGCAACAUCAACAAGGGCCCUAGCAGUAGCCAAAAAGGGCCUCCCUAAAAUAAGUGGAGUCUCACGAUCUUCCUCCAUGUCCAUGACCACAAAAUCGACAGGGAAUAUGAACUUGUCCACUCGUACUAAUACAUCCUCUAGAAUUCCUUUCGGGUAUUUCACCGAUCGGUCCGCUAGCUGGAGGCUCAUACGAGUGGGCUUAAGUUCACCCAAGCCAAGUUUCAUGACCACAGAGGAAGGCAUCAGGUUGAUGCUAGCUCCUAAAUCAGCUAAAGCAUUAUUAAACAUAAAAUUUUCGAUAGAACAAGGUACAAGAAAACUCCCUGGAUCUUUUCGUUUUGGUGGCAUGGUCCUCAGAACAACCGCUGAACAUUCUGCAUUGAGAUCCACCACUUCUGGCUCUUCCCACCUCCUCUUUUUCGUGAGGAGGUCCUUCAGAAACUUCGCGUACCUCGGCAUCUCUGUCAAUGCUUCCAUGAAUGGCAUAUUGAUAUGGAGCUGUUUUAGAUGCUCCAUAAAUCUGAUCAAGUUCGUGUUAUCAUUGCUCUUCUUCACCCGUGUAGGGAACGGAAGGGGUGGAGUCUUCUUACUCUCCUUUUUCUUCUGAGCUUCUUCAUUCUGGACUUCUUCACUCUUGGCUGGAAUAGGGGCAGCCACUGGUUCUUCUUCAACCUGGGAUUUGGGGCCUUGAAGCUGCUGGUCAUCAUCUUGUUGAGACAUUGGCGGAGUAGAAACUUCUGGAAGUGUUCUCCCGCUUCGUAGCGUAACAGCUUGCACAUGCUCCCUUGGGUUAGGUUCUGUUGAACUCGGAAGGCUGCCCGUUUCUCUAGGAGCAAGUGAACCAAGCUGGCGAAUGAGAGCUUCCAAAUUGCUGAAACGUUGAUACAUAUCAGUCUGAUUUUUGGCUAAUUCAACCACUGUUUUCUCCAACGCCGCAUUUACAGGAGGCUGCUCAAGCUGUCUUUGAUGAGGCGGGAUAUAAGCGGGCUGGUUUGGAUGGCCUCUAAUCUGGAAAUUUCCUUGAAAAUUAGGGGCAUUCCGCUGCCCUUGGUUCUGAUUUUCGGGCCUCCAUAAACCUCCUGCUUGCUGAAAACUUCCCCUCUGGACUUGGUUGUUGAAAAACUGCCCACCUCCUCUCUGGCCUUGACCAUAUUCCAUGAAAUUGACGUUCUGGACCACUGGUGAUGCCUGAUUCUGAACAUAAAGAGGACAGGUGUGAGUGAGGUGAGCUCCCAUGCACAUCUCGCAAGAUAAAGUGAGUUCUUGGCCAGUUGGGCUUGGAUAGCUUGCUCGAACAGGAAGUGGGGCAGAAUACAUAGGAUAAGAGGGCUGAUAUGCCCCAAUAUUAUGAACUUGCUGCUGUUGAGAGGUCUGCGCCUUCAAGUCUUUCACUUCCACUACCAGCCCCUCAAUCUUCGCUGUAAGUGCAGUGAUGGGAUCAAGAUUGAGCAAACCGGGUGGAUUUUGAGCUCUCUCUUUACCCGCAUACCAAUACUUGUCAUUUGAAGCCAAGUUUUCAAUUAUUUGCUCUUCUUCCUGUGGAGAUAAUUUCAGAAACAUACCCCCUUGAGCUGCCCGGUCUAGUUCUCUCAUAUACUCCAACCGAAGCCCAUUAUAAAAUCUGCACAUAAUAGUUGCUGCAUUCAUGAAUGUUUCAGGGCACUUCCUUUUCAACGCCUUCAGCCUAUCCCAUGCUUCACUGAAAGAUUCGGUCGGAGCUUGAGUGAAAUUGAGAAUUUCCGUCUGAACCUUGAUAGCGGCAGAGGGAGGAAAAUACUCCUGCAUAAAUGCUUGAUGAAGCUUCUCCCAUGUAUCAAAGUGCCCGUUUGGAAAGCUACGGAGCCACCGUGAUGCCUUGUCUCUCAAAGAGAAUGGGAAUAAAGUCAACCUCACUGCCUCGCUGGAUACCCCGUUAUAUUUGAACGUGGCACAAGUCUGAAUAAAGCUCUCAAUAUGAUCCAUUGGAUCUUCAUGGGCGUAUCCACAAAAUGGAUUAUUAGCAAGCAUCUGAAUCAUGGCCGGCUUGAUUUCAAAAUUGUUGGCCUCAAUGGUGGGUGCCCCAAUGCUAUUUCUCGCCACAUAAUUAGGCGUCAACGUCUCCAGAGUUGUCUGAUCGGCCAUCUUGUCCAAGUGUUCUAGCAAUCUCCUUUUAGCUCGUCCUCGGAAUAAGCGUUCAGGAUUAGAAUAACCUGCAAUUAAAUCUUGUUCCUCCGAGGAGCGAGUGUGCAUGCACUGGUUCCUGCAACUUAGUUCACGUGCAAAGAACACAAAAAACGACACACAAAUAACAGGAAAAAAAUAGAAAGUCUCACCGACUUGCUUUUACCUAUUCCACAGAAAAGUACUUAACAAACAACCGUGCCACUCCCCGGCAACGGCGCCAUUUGAUCGGUGUAUUUUUUAGUGAGUAAAACGUAGUUGGCUAAUCCGAAGAAUAACCAGACCACGAGUAUCGUCUCUCAAGGAGUGGCAAAAAGGAAGUUUUAAAUACAGUCCGUGAUCAUAGGUUAGCACAAGUCAUGGUAAUCUUUCCGAAUAAAUAUUUUUUGAGUGGUUUAAAAAUAAAACUAACUAAUAGUGAGUGCAAAAUUAAAUAGAGAAAAAAAAUUAAAUUAAAUUGAUUCAGGAUAUUAAAAACAGGGUUCAAAUUGGAUGGUUCGGGUUCUGGGUGUUCUUUCGGGAUUAGAAUCAAGUAAAUUAAUAUUCAAUUAUUCCUGGACAGAAAAUGAAAUCACUUCUCAUAGACAAGAGCAAAAUCAUAUUAUCACAAUCCUAACUUAUUUCUAAGAUCAGAUUGCUUGUAUAAGAUCCGACCUAAUUUAACUCAAUUUCUCAUAGACAAGAACUGAAUUAAAUCCAGACAUUCAUAUAUGAGGUGAUCAAAUUCAUAUAGACAAUUAUGAUUAAUCUUAUACAAAUUUUCCAGAAGAUUAAUUGAAUUUUAAAGAACUAAAUUCACACCCUCAAGAACCCAUGAACCCUAGUCCCAAUUCAAACCCUAUAUGAAAUUAGCUACUCAUAACUAAAAUUAACAUCACAAAAAUAUUAAUGAGCAUAAUAAACAUGAUAAGAAGCUAGAAAUAGAGAGUGAAUUAUGAGUAUUUGAUGGGAAAAUCUGAGAUUGCUAAUUGGAAACAAAGAAAUUCGAAAUUCAGUCAAAAUUGAAGAACUAAUGCCGUAAAUAACUAAACUUACAAUACUUGAAAUGAAAGCAAAGCGAAGUUCCUUGGUUAUGGAUUACUGCUGCGGCUAAUUGCUACUAAAUGAAUCAGAAAAUAAAAAGUGCGGCUACUUGGUCUUCUGGUUACUACUGCCGGCUGCGGCUAAUUGACGGAUAUCAGGACUUGUCUACGAACAGAAAGAACGAUGAAAAAAACUGCUGGUGCGGCUACGUAAUUUCAGAAGUGGGAGGAAUGAAUGGAGUCCAGGCUGGGCUGCUUACUCCAGGAAAAACCCCAGCUCCUUCUUACUCUCUUUUUGGGCUGCUAUCAAUUAAACAAACUGCUGCUGUCCUUUUUUUUUCAUUUUGGAUUGCACUUAACUUCAAAAACAGUCCUUAAAUGAUCUGGUCCAAACAUAUUUACCGCAAACUCGGCCUGUACAAUAACAACUCACCACACCCGCUAAUAAUAUGUAACUUUACAAUCAAAUUACUCCAAGAAUGUCAAAUUGUGUACAAAAAUACUACACUGAAUAUGAAUGCCACCGGAACCGAAAAAUAACAAAUUUUCACUCAAAACCCCCAAUAGUCACCCGAUUAAUUGUAAAAAUUAGACAAUUAACACCCAAAGCAUAGGUGAAAAGAUAGGAACGGAACGAGCCUAUCACUUCACUAUUCUACUGUAGAUGAGUAUAUCAUCAAAGAAUACAAGGACAAACUUCCUGAGAAAUGGUUUAAAAAUGUGGUUCAUGAGGCCUUGAAAAGAAGAUGGGGCAUUAGAUAGUCCAAAAGGCAUAACAACAAACUCAUAAUGUCCUUCAUGAGUUUUGAAAGCUGUUUUGUGGACAUCUUCUUUGUUCAUCCUUAGUUGAUGAUAACCACUCCUUAAGUCCAAUUUUGAGAACACAGUAGCUCCUCCAAGUUCAUCCAGUAAGUCAUCCAAUAAUGGAAUUGGAAAUUUAUCCUUUAUUGUUUGUUUAUUCAGUUCUCUGUAAUCAGUACAUAGGCGCCAAGAUCCAUCUUUUUUUCCCACUAAAACCACUGGAGAUGCAUAUGGACUGCUACUGUUUUGUAUGAUUCCAAAUUCCAGCAUUUCCUUGACCAACUUCUCAAUUAUUCCUUUUUGCAGGGAUGGAUACCUAUAUGGUCUCAUACUAACAGGCUGAGAUCCAUUUUUAAGGGGUAUCCUGUGAUCAAAUUCUCCCCUAAAAGGAGGUAAUUCAGUUGGUUCUUCAAAAAGGAUAGAAUAUUUUUCUAUCAAGUCAGUAAUGCCUUUAUUUUGAUCAAUAAUCUCUACUUGGGCUGAUAAUAGAGUAGAAUAGUAUGAGAAAUGUACCCUUUCAUGAUCCAUAAGAUCUGUCAGUUGUAUCAUGGCUAAUUGACUGCCCCCUUCUGCUAUCAAUUCCUGACAUUUCUGGGAUGAUGUGAGCUUGAGUUUGUUGGUAUUAUCUGAUCCCCUCAACAUAUGCUUCUUUCCAUUUAUCUUGAAUUCCAUGAGUAGCUUCUGAAAAUCCCAAGUUAUUGGACCCAAUGUUGAUAACCAUUGAAUACCUAAAACAAUAUCACAACAACCCAAAGGUAGCACCAUGUAAUCUGAUGUAAACGUGGUGUCAUGGAUUUUCCAUUGAAAUCCUUUACACAUUCUGUAUACAAUCAUCUUAUUACCAUCAGCCACAGCUACACACAUAGGCUUAACCUCUUCCAUUUUACAACCCAUUUUCUUAGCAGUAGUUUCAUCAAUGAAAUUAUGUGUACUGCCACUAUCUAUCAGGAUGUGCAAUGGCUUUUUAUUGGCAUAACCUGUCACUCUCAUUGUCUGAAAAUGAGGUAAACCCACCAUAGCAUUCAUAGAAAUGCAUACUCCUGGUUCUUCUGGCAUAUCUUCUUCCUCUAUCCCAUAUUCUUCUUCUCCCUCAAUAUAAAACAACUGAGGUUUCUUGUGUUUUUCUGCAUAAUGACCAGGAGUGUAAGGAUCACCACAAUACAUACACAAUCCUUUGGACUUUCUUUCAGUCAUUUCAGAUUGCGUGGGUAGCUUCUGUGGUUGCUCUUGGUGGUUAUUUGUGACUGUUUUAGAUGUAAAAGGCCUAGAACUUGGUGUGGGCAACAGGGAUGCAGGUUUGAGGUUAGCAAAAGGUGCAUGUGCAGGUUUUGGUUUAUACUCCUUAGAGCUUUCAUAUAGUUUGGCUAAUCUUGCAGCAUAUUGGACAGAAGUGGGAUUAAACAUUCUAACAUGCAUCUUGGUCUCAUGUUUCAAUCCAUUAACAAAGCAACUCAGUUUAUGUUCAUCAGACAACUUUAAUCUAGUCAAUAUAGCCUCAAACUGUUCCAAGUAAUCAAUUACAGAACCUGCUUGCCUUAAUGACAUCAUUUCAGCCAUAGGAUCAUCAAAAGUUUGAUCAAACCUUUCAAGCACCAGUUUCUCAUAAUCCUCCCAUAGCAUUAUAUCAGUAUUUUCUUUAUCCUUCAUUAAUGCAUAAUGCCAUUGCAAUGCCUUACCAUCUAAAUGCAUGGAUGCUAUAAAAACUUUAGCAUAUGCUGGAGUUUUAUCAAUGGUGAAAAACUGUUCACACUUGUAUAACCACUCUUUUACAUUUUCACCAUGAAAUUUAGGAAAAUCAAUCUUAGUACACCUGGUAGCAAAAGAUUCAGGCCUGAUCACGUUACCAGCUGUUGAAGAUGGUUCUUGGUGGAGAAUAUGCUGGCGACGAGUAUCUUGAUUAUUCUGCAUCAAGUUCGUCAGAUUUUGUAUCAUUUGCUCAAGAUUCCCCAUUCUUUCACUUAGAUUCUUGAGUUGUUCAUCAUUUUCAAUGAACUUUUUGUUCAUUAGGUCAUCUAGUUCUCUGACAGUAGGCGCCAUCUGUCACUAAUUUUGUUGAAGCGGAAUUACUGCAAUUGAUCGUGAAAUUGCUGAUGUCUAACAAUUGCGAUCAGAAUUUUGAAUGAUUACGAGAAAUAGUCUCUGAUACCAAUGGUGCAGGUUGGAUCCGUAGAGAUUGACCCUGCAAUACUAGCUUGUGGAACUGGUAAUAAGAUGGAGAAACCAGAUCGAGCUAAGCUAAUUUUAAUGGAGGAUUUAGUGAAAUAUGAGAGAGAAUGAUAGGAAGAAAUGAAGCAGAAUCAUAUUGAACUUCUCG